AUCAGUGUAUAUUAUGUCGUCAUAGAAUCAGGUUAAAGUUCGAUAAUUACGUUUUAUUCCUGGGAAACCCGAAACAUUUCUCCAAAAUCAAAAUACUUCACGAAUUUUAACACUUUUGGAAUAAAGAAUGCCCUUCUUUGGAAAUAAAAAGAAAGAACAAGCUCAAAAUGUGGGCGGUGGCUACCCAAGUCAAGAUGGCUAUCCAGCCCAAGGUGGCUAUCCAAAUCAAGGUGGCUAUCCAGCUCAAGGCGGAUACCCAACACAAGGAGGCUACCCUGUCCAACAUCAGUAUCCAUCUCAUCAAAUGUCCCAUCAAUAUCAACAUCAGCAGCCUUCAGCAUACCCAGGUCAAAGCUAUCCACAAGCAGGGGGAUAUGCUGCACCACAGCAUGGAGCCUAUGCUCAAGGAGCUCCACCACCUUACACUCCAUACGGACAAGCAGCACCCCCACCACAAACGACAGUAGUACAAGCUGGAGGUUUUGAUGCCGGAGCAAGAUUUCACGGUGGAAACUCUUCUGUACCACCUCCCCCUCCUGGUUGUAUGCCGAAUGCAGCCCAGAUGGCAAUGAAUCAAGGACAAAAUGUUGUGGUUACUCAAAGACCUCAAGACUUUAUGACAGGGGGUAGUGACGGAGGUUAUGUUAUUUGGUAAAUCUGUGAUUUUUCACCCUACAAUGAUUUUAAGUUUGCUUGAAAUUCCUCGAUUCCAUGUCUCCUCUCCAUUACUUUUUUUUUAAAUCUUAGAUAAUAUUCUUCAUUAUCAUUAACGAUAUUAUGACAUAUAAACAAAA
This is a messenger RNA of Dimorphilus gyrociliatus, 794 nucleotides long. Lineage: Eukaryota; Metazoa; Annelida; Polychaeta; Dinophilidae. The record is from the annotation of a GenBank genome assembly.